CCUAUACCAAGUCAAAACACUAAAACUGUGAAAAAUAUUCUUUAUAGCCAUAGGAGGCUGUGGAUUGAUCAUUGGUGAUGUUACACAGUGUACUCAGUAAGCAAUAAAGCUACAAUAUCAUUUUUACCAAAAGGUCAGAAAUGAAUCAUGUGAAUGUUCAUGUCAGCAUUUAUGUACUACACAGUACAUAGUGCAAUAUUCACUACUUAUUGUUUUUAAUGCUGAAAGUAAAGAGGUCAAGGUCAUUCUUUAGAGAGGAGACAAAGGAGCUGUAAGGGAGUGAGAGACUAUCAUAGUACAAGUGUAAGGAAUGGGGAAUGAACUGAGUGCAAGUAGCAUCUAUAAGAAAGGCAAAGGCUACUGUCUUAUCAUUAAUAACAGAAAAUUUGCCAAGUUACUCUCCAGAGGGGAAGAGAAUGAAACCAGCAGUCACGAGAAAAUAAAAAAUGCUUUUCUCGAUCGUGGCUUUAGAGUCAAAAUCCUAACAGACUGCACAGCUAGUGAAAUGAUAGAGGGAAUUCAAAAACUUCAAAACUCUAAAAACUACAGCUCCCUCUUUAUCUUCUUUCUCUCCCAUGGCUAUGAAGGUGGAGUGUAUGGCACCAAUGGGGUCUGCCUCAGCUUUGAAGAGAUACAAAAUCAACUGACAACUGCUAACUGUCCAUCCUUUACUGACAAGCCAAAAAUACUAAUAUUCCCAACGUGUUCUAUGGGCGAGUGUCCAAGCCUUAGAGCAAAAGAGGAUGAUUUCUUACUCGUCUUUGGGACUCAAUCUCAUUCUCCAGCCUAUAGAGAUGAGGAGUUAGGAUCAGGCUAUAUUGAGAAGCUGCUAGAAGUCAUAGAAGAGAGAGGGGAUGGAGAACACAUGGAGGCAAUCCUAGAAGAAGUACAGAGAAAGAUGAGAAAUAAUGGGGACACUGUGUCACUGGGUCCAAACUAUCAGAGCUCACUUAAAGAUAAACUAUACUUAAAAGCAAAAAGGAGAUGGUCAAGCUCCAAACUUGUUACUGGUAGUGAUAGAAAGAGCCAUCAAACAAAUGGUAUACAAGAGGUUGGGAAGAGAGAGGAACAAGUGAUACCAGAAUUAUCUGUUUCGCCCAGUCAUUGCAAAAUAGUUCCCGGACUGCUAGUAGCAUCAACUAGCAGUAUAUGUACUCCACAGUCCCUUGAAAGAUCACCUCAUUCGUCCUUAGAAAGCGGAUCACUUGAGGGCAUCAAUAUAAAAGUGAAAAGCUCAGAGAGCCAAGAAUCGUUAACGGAACUACUUGAGCAAGUACCGAAUGAAGUACUCAAUGAUGAAGAGUUUUUCUCGGACGAGGAGAGAGUCGAUCGGGAAGAACUUUCACCGACACUUCUCUGGGAUGACACAGAAGUAGACAAGGAAGGAAAAGAGGAGGAGAGAGUGGAGGAGAGGGAGGAGGAGCAAGAAACUGUCACACACACUCCAGAGAGAGAGGAGAGAGAAGCUUCUAUACAUACUCCAUCAAUAGUUUGUGUAGUGACAGUAGAAGGAUGGGUCAAUGUAAAUACUAAUAUCAAUGAACCAGCUACUAUACAGGAGGAAGAGGAUGAAAACGGGUUCAUAAUGGCCAGCCUCAUUCCAAUAAGGGAAAGAGAAGUAGAAGAUGGCUGGGUGGAAUUUUACUGAAGUCAUCAAUAAUCAUCACCAGGAGUCAUCACAAAGUAUCAUAUUGACGGGCACUAUAAUCACUUAAGACAAAAUUAUUGUUAACACAUCAUACAUAACAAUAAUAAUUUUUCUUUUUUUUUGAGUAA
This is a messenger RNA of Amphimedon queenslandica, 1776 nucleotides long. RefSeq lists its product as uncharacterized. The record is from RefSeq and is a predicted model, not a curated record. The transcript has 3 exons. Gene Ontology annotation, molecular function: cysteine-type endopeptidase activity. Gene Ontology annotation, biological process: proteolysis. Bases 311 to 1648 code for a protein of 445 amino acids. Lineage: Eukaryota; Metazoa; Porifera; Demospongiae; Haplosclerida; Niphatidae.